Messenger RNA from Chrysoperla carnea, 442 nucleotides. RefSeq lists its product as uncharacterized. The record is from RefSeq and is a predicted model, not a curated record. The coding region runs from base 18 to 392 and encodes 124 amino acids. The transcript is spliced from 4 exons. NCBI's taxonomy places the organism in Eukaryota, Metazoa, Arthropoda, Insecta, Neuroptera, Chrysopidae.
UUUAUAUUUUGUGUAAAAUGGAAUUUUUUAAUAUAACAAAAUUUGGUUUCCGAGAAACGUUUAAACCACAUCUGUUAAAAAAUUAUAAGGAGCCACCCUAUUCUGAAACACCUAUUUUAACUUGUGUAGAUGGCAACUAUGAUGGAUUUGCAUAUGGUUCGUUCCAUAGAUUUAAUAGAACUCGUGAUAGGGGAUUGUAUAAACCUGUUGGACCUACAAGUAUGUACAAGAGACCAAUUACUUGUUCAAUGGAUUAUGGUUUUUGGAAAGAUGAUUCGGCAUUAAAAAAUCAAAAUUGGUAUGCAAAACUUAAACAUUUACCUCGAAAAACUUCUGAAAGAACACGGUUUUAUGAUUAUGCUCUGAGUAUGAACAAAUAUUACCAUGAUUAAUAAUCGAAAUUAAUCAAUUUGUAUAAAUUUAUUUAAAAUAAAAAGUACCG